AUGGAUACCCCACUGGAUGAGCUGCAAUGGAAGUCGCCCGAGUGGAUUCAGGCGUUUGGGCUGAGGACGGACAAUGUGCUGGACUAUUUUGCAGAGUCGCCUUUCUUUGACAAGACUGCAAAUAACCAUGUGAUUAAGAUGCAGAGGCAGUUCUCGCAACUACCCAACAAUGGUGCUGCCGCUGGCUCCAUGAACCCCGAGACUAUGCGAGAUGCGCACAGUGAGGACAUGGGCCAGGAGCAAGAAUUCUCGUAUGUGGACCCCAUAAGGAGGGCCAUAUUAGAGAAGUAUGUGGUACAUGCUUUUCUGGAGAGGGAGCUGAUGAAAGUUCGUGGCAUAGAGUAUGUGCUGGCCAAUGUACGAGAGCCUGAUUUUUGGGUAAUAAAGAAGCAGAGGAGGACAUCCCCGACAGCGAUAGAGCCCUUGCAAACAUACUACAUAGUAGGUGCGAACGUCUACCAAUCCCCAACGGUGUUCAAGAUAGUACAAAGUCGUCUGUUAGCUUGUAGUUCCCAUCUAUCUGCUACUCUAGCAGAGCUGAAUAACUUGGUUGAGUUUAAGCCUUCUCAAGGUGUACAGUAUAAGAAUAUAUUGGACAUGCCAGUGACCACGAGGAAGACAGGCAAUACCGCGAACGUCGGAAGUGUCCCUGGAACAAUAAGUGCAAGUCUAAAUAUGCCAAUGGUCAACACAGGAAGAUUAAACAGUGCUGGCGCGGCUACUAUCGGAACAUCCGGAGUUCCAAACAGUGCAGGCAUGACAGGAGCUAACACUAUGGCUACAGGACAAACCGGUGCUACUUCCAGAUUUGAGAAUGGCUCGUCAAGAUCAUCAACAGAUGCAAUUUCCACAGACACACUCGAUAAAUUACUAAUAACCAGUAUGAAAUCAACACCAGAGUACAUAUGA
This is a messenger RNA of Nakaseomyces glabratus, 909 nucleotides long. RefSeq names its product mediator complex subunit MED6 (gene MED6). Gene Ontology annotation, biological process: regulation of transcription by RNA polymerase II. NCBI's taxonomy places the organism in Eukaryota, Fungi, Ascomycota, Saccharomycetes, Saccharomycetales, Saccharomycetaceae. The record is from RefSeq and is a predicted model, not a curated record. Gene Ontology annotation, cellular component: core mediator complex; mediator complex. Gene Ontology annotation, molecular function: transcription coactivator activity.